AUGAGGCCGGAACGUCCCCACCCUUUCUCAAGGUGGAGGACCUCCAGGGCCCUCCAAGGGGCAGGCCUGCCCAGAAACAGCACCCGGACCUGGCCCGGGAUCGGGGCUACCGAGAGGCGGGGAGGGGACUGGGCAGCUGAGGCCAAGCUUCCCACGCAGCUCUCUGUGAUGGCAGACAGGGAGACGGGGCCUCAGGCGGGAAGGCACUGCCAGCCCCCUGAUGUGCUUCCUGCCCUGAAGGAGCAAUAUGCCUCCCCCUGGGCAGGGCCUGAGGGGGAGGACAGUCCUGCCCAGAUGCUGCCCCUCUCGCCCUCAGCCCCGCCUUCCCUGGGGCCAGGACCGGGGCUUAAGUGGGUCUUCUCCUAUGGGUCCAGCUCCUGGGGUGGAGGGGAGACUCUCAGAAGUAGUGGUGGCCAGAUGCUGAGAGGUGCGGGCUCACUGGGGCUCUCUCCUCCCCAAAGCUCACCAUCCUGCCCCCCUGUGCCCCGCUGGGCUCACUUACUUCAUCGUUAUGUUCCGGGAGUUGGUCCAUGGGCACGUCAUCGAGAAUAUAUCCCAGGAAGGGGACCAUGCCCUGUGCCACGGGGGUGGGGAGGUGAUGAGUCCCCGCCUACCUCAGGGGCGCCCACAGAGCUCCUCCUGAACCCCACACCCGCAGCCCCCAGCUCCCUUGGACCACCCUGUGCUGCCUCCCUCCCCUUCUCCCUUCACCCUGCGCUCCUCUCCCGGUCCCUCCCAGGGCUGGCUUUUGGCCAAUCCCAGGACCUGUGGUCCCUGCACCUGUCCUCCAACUUCUCCCCGUACCCAGCUGCUAUCGCCCUCCUGGUCACCCCAGUGCUGGCAGCUCAGGGCUCGUGGCACCAGGCCACACCACUCUCACCUGAUUCUCCUGGUAGUCGGGUGUCCUCUGGUCCCCCUGCCAUCGCGUCAACAGGUACUUCGCCUCCUGCAAGGUCCGGGACACUCAGGUGCUCGUGCUCCCCUCCCACGCGGCCUCCCACAACCAGACCUUGGUUGAUGGAUGCCUUGCGCGAGUCCCCUGGCACCUAUGCUGUCCCCACCUCCAGCAGGCUCUCAGCCUAGAGCGACCCCAGCUCCGGCACACACUCAUCCUCUCUUGUGUCCUUGGGCCGCGGCCAGCCGCCCCGAGAGGCUUCCUCACCUGCAGAGUGUCAGGGGAAGUCCCUGCCUCCCAGGGUGCCCUGAGCACCCACUGUCACCUGGCUAUCACCACCGCUCCCCUCACACGACAAGGUGGGAUGGGCAGAAAGCUGAAGCCCGUCUUGUGCUCCCUGGACCCUGCUCACCUGGCAGGCCCGCACCCCAGGGUAACGGUCUGAGGGGACCCAGGGAGAGGCCGACCUUGCUCAGCCACGGGCCCCACCCCUGCUCCCGACCCCACGCCAGCCCCAGCCCUGACCGGGGGCCUGACCUCUGGGUCCUCACUGGAUGCCAGGCCCCCAGUCAAGUGGGGCCAGGGAGGGAGACAGACGAGGCCGUUGGGGGCCUGGGGGACCCUACUUCCCCCAUCAGCUCCCCCCUCUCACCCCGCACACCUCAAGUCUGCCCCAAGGCUGGGCCGCAGCACGGCAGAGGACUUGCCCCAAGGACCCCUCCCUUCGAGACGUCUAGCCUCCAUUUACCUCGUGGAACCACUGCCGGUCAGCCUUCUUGUCCAUCUUUUUAAGUUUUUUAAACAUCCUGGAGCUUUUCCUAAGGGGCGGGGAGAGGAGGAGGGGACAUGUGGCCAGCAGGUGGGGAGUCUGGGGGCAGACCAGUUCUCCUGGAGACCCCAGAUAUCAACUAGCCUGCAGGAGGCUAUCCACCACAGCCCUGGGCCCUGGGCACUCCGUGGCCUGGGGAGGGGGCUGCGUGUUUCCACCCGGGGCCUCCAUUCCCAGUUCUCCCCGGGGCGAAUCUGCUUUGGGCCAGGUCGCUGUCCUUGGGGCAGAGACCUCCUGCUGCAGAACGCAUGCUCGAGAUCUCCAGUUGGCUUCAACCCACACCUGACAUUGCGGGAAACUGAUUCCUCCAGGGGUAUCGCUGGCCUGACCCACAGGGGGCUCCAAGAGCCCGCCAUCCCUGUCCCUAGGCUCUGCCACCUCCCAGAAAGUCCCAGCCAUCUGAGGGGACACUGCCAGACCUCGGGGUAUCCCUGUCCCCUCAGGUGCCCUGGUCCCGGGGACAGGACUACCCACCAGGAAACAUGUCCCCAGGUUCUUUUCAGACGACCUACGGGAGGGAACUGCAAGGCCAAGAGAAUCGCGUGGAGGGAUGCAAAAUUCAGGAAGGUCUCACAGUCCUGGGAGGGAAGACAGAGCUGAGAGCGUGGCCUGCUUCUCUGCUCUGUCCCCCCACGAACUCCUGUCCUUAAGCCCAGCACACCUGGUAGCUGGUGAGCAGCCCUCCUGGGUGGAGGACUGUAGCUCAACCCAAGGAAGGGGCAGGGAUGGCUGUCCCCCCCUGGGGCCUGCGAGUCCAGGUCAGCACGCCCCUGGCAGGAGGGCCCAGGGACCGUGCGGGGCAGACCGCAGGCAUUCAUCAUGAGAGUUGGCAAAGGCGGGGAGCAGGUCCCAAGAUGCCAGGAUGGACGCCGGGGGCCGUCCCAUGACUCACCUUGGCCACCCGGAUCCAGAACUCCACCACGCGGGCCCUGUGCCGGGCCGUCAUGCUCGGGGUCCCGAGGCAGGAGGUGGUGACCAACCUAACCGUGGCUUCAAACUGCUUCAUGACCUUAUGGAUGUUGGGGGCCACGUGCUCAAUGCUUGCCUUCUCUGGCUGGUACCUUCUUCCCAUCUGUGGCUUGUAUGCAAUGAAGCCACCGGUUGGAGUUGGAGCCCAGGCAGCUGGAGGUGUGCUGUGAGCCUUGUGGCCGUCCGGGCUUUGGAGCCCGUCCACUGAGGCGCCCAGGACCGGAUGCACAGCGCCGCACAGUGGUGGGGAACGGAGGGGCUCUGCUCGCAGGCACCCUCGCUCACCUCCUCCCUGCAGCACAAGGCAGCUCACCCGGCCAUCCUGGGGCAUCUGCCUCCCAUUCUGCCACCCCUUGGAUCCCGGUACCCACUCAGGUGCAGUUUCCCCGAAAACAACUCCACCCAG
This is a messenger RNA of Manis pentadactyla (Chinese pangolin), 3099 nucleotides long. RefSeq lists its product as uncharacterized. Lineage: Eukaryota; Metazoa; Chordata; Mammalia; Pholidota; Manidae. The coding region runs from base 1 to 1083 and encodes 360 amino acids. The transcript is spliced from 2 exons. The record is from RefSeq and is a predicted model, not a curated record.